Pistacia vera is the source of this 2106-nucleotide messenger RNA. Its product is annotated as probable methyltransferase PMT16. Gene Ontology annotation, cellular component: trans-Golgi network; endosome; cytoplasm. Bases 1 to 1938 code for a protein of 645 amino acids. The transcript has 6 exons. Gene Ontology annotation, molecular function: methyltransferase activity. Lineage: Eukaryota; Viridiplantae; Streptophyta; Magnoliopsida; Sapindales; Anacardiaceae. The record is from RefSeq and is a predicted model, not a curated record.
AUGGCUGGUCCUCCAAACUUACCAUACAACCCCACCUCUAAACCUUCAAAAAACUCCGCCAUUCCCACAGCAUUUUUCUCCAAGAAAUUAGCCAAUCUCUACUCCAUCACACUCGUUUUCUUCCUUUGCUUUCUCUCUUAUCUCUUAGGUUUCUGGCAACGCGGCGGUCCAUCAACCCUCUCUUCCACCACCACCACCACCGUCAAUUUCGCUUGUGCCUCAAAUAAAACCAAUACCAUCAACGCCAAAGCCCUAGAUUUCUCAUCUCACCAUUUCGCUAAAGCUGUUGUUACCGAGUCAACCAAGGUCAAAGCGUACCCACCAUGCAACACAUCGUACAGUGAGUAUACGCCAUGUGAGGACGCGAAAAGAUCUCUGAAAUUUGAAAGAAGUAGGUUGAUAUAUAGAGAGAGACACUGUCCUGAGAAGAAAGAGUUAUUGAAAUGCCGAGUCCCGGCACCGUACGGUUACAAGAACCCAUUUACGUGGCCGGCGAGUAGGGAUCUGGUUUGGUACGCUAAUGUUCCGCACAAGGAGUUGACUGUGGAGAAGGCAGUGCAAAAUUGGAUCAGAUAUGAAGGUGAUCGUUUUAGAUUCCCGGGAGGAGGAACCAUGUUCCCUAAUGGAGCUGAUGCGUAUAUUGACGAUAUUGGGAAGUUGAUCAAUCAAAAUGAUGGCUCUAUACGUACCGCAAUUGAUACUGGCUGUGGGGUUGCCAGUUGGGGGGCCUAUCUUCUGUCACGCAACAUCCUAACGAUGUCGUUUGCCCCAAGGGACACCCACGAGGCACAAGUUCAAUUUGCCCUUGAGCGGGGAGUUCCUGCUUUGAUCGGAGUUCUUGCUUCAAAGAGACUUCCUUAUCCGUCCAGGGCUUUUGACAUGGCUCACUGCUCUCGCUGCCUCAUUCCAUGGAACCAGUUUGGUGGAAUUUAUUUGAUUGAAGUUGAUCGAGUUCUGCGACCUGGUGGGUAUUGGAUAUUGUCUGGCCCGCCAAUCAAUUGGAAGAGAUAUUGGAAAGGUUGGGAAAGAACAAAGGAGGAUUUGAAUGCUGAACAGACCUCAAUUGAAAAUGUAGCUAAGAGCCUUUGCUGGAAAAAGUUGUAUGACAAAGAUGACAUUGCUAUUUGGCAAAAACCUGUCAAUCAUUUGAAUUGUAAAGUAAACCGCAAACUUAACCAGAACCCACAUUUCUGCCCCGCUCAAGAUCCUGACAAAGCCUGGUAUACAGAAAUGGAUACUUGUUUGAUUCGGUUGCCUGAAGUUUCAAGUAAUCAAGAGAUUGCUGGUGGUAAACUGGCCAAGUGGCCUGAGAGACUAAACGCAAUUCCACCAAGGAUUAGUAGAGGAACCGUGAAAGGAGUAACACCUGAAAUCUUCAAAGAAAACUCUCGACUAUGGAAGAGAAGGGUGUCAUAUUAUAAAACAGUGAACAAACAAUUAGGACAAGCGGGGCGGUACCGCAACCUUUUAGACAUGAAUGCCAACUUGGGAGGAUUUGCUGCUGCUCUCAUUGAUCACCCAGUUUGGGUAAUGAAUGUGGUUCCUGUUGAGGCUAAGCUCAAUACCCUUGGAGUCAUAUAUGAAAGGGGAUUAAUAGGAACAUAUCAGAAUUGGUGUGAGGCAAUGUCAACUUAUCCUAGAACUUAUGACCUUAUUCAUGCUGACUCUGUGUUUAGUCUCUACAAAAACAGAUGUGAAAUGGAAGAUAUUUUGUUGGAGAUGGAUCGGAUUCUGAGACCCGAAGGAAGUGUAAUCUUUCGAGAUGAUGUUGAUGUUCUAGUGAAGAUAAAGAAGAUUACGGACGCUAUGAAUUGGGAUAGUCAAAUUGUUGAUCAUGAGGAUGGGCCUCUUGAGAGGGAGAAGCUUCUUUUUGCUGUGAAGUUGUAUUGGACGGCUGAUGCUGCCGCCUCUGAUCAAACCGUGCUUAAAUCUUCAUGAAGAUUUUGUUUGCUCUAUUUCUAGUGGCUUUUUUGUAUUCACUUCUUCUUCUUUAGUUAUUCUUUGGAUCAGUUCAUUUGCAACCAAUUUUGGGUCAAUGCCAUUGUUAAAAUCUCCCGGAUUAAUCUGACAAUCCUGCGUUGAAUGGAUUGGCCUCCCCUUUUUUUA